AUGAAGGGUCUUGCGUACUUCGCAGUGAUUUCCUGUGUGGAGGCUUCACACUUUGCACACCAAUCUCUCCACCAUCGAGCCACCGGUAGACCCAACUGCAAGACAUACACUGUGCAGGACGGGGAUACUUGUGCCAGUAUUGGUAAGGAAAAUGGUGUCACAUGGGCACAACUGCUCUCAUGGAACUCCGACAUCAAUAGCCAGUGCUCGAACCUCGGUGAUCUCACCGGGAAUCAAAUCUGCGUCAGCAAUCCCUCGGGAAACUAUGUCAUUCCCGCAUCCAUUUCUUCGGCGUCCAGCAGUGCAACCGGCUCACAGAGUAUUGUCACCACCACGGCCCCUGUUCCUUCGCCAACUGUUUCCGGUACGAAUACCAAGUGCGCCAAAUACUAUCAGAUUGGAAAGGACGAGACAUGCAACACUGUGGUAGAGAAGACCGGUAUUUCCAGAUCUGACUUCCUGUUUCUGAACCCCGAACUCAACACACAGUGUACAAACCUCCAAAAGAAGGUCUACUAUUGUGUGCAGGCGGUUGGAGACAUCUCAACGUACUCCGGUCAUCCAGGAAGCACAUCAGAUAACUUCAGCAAAGUAUCCAUGACCUCCGUUCCUUCAUCCGUUCCCAGACCGGACUACUCCGGUGCUUUGAAGAACAACUCGCACCCCGUUGUUCAGCUUGCCACUGAUACGAGAAAGGACUGUUAUGACUAUAUGUGGCUGGACAACACCACAGAUAACGCGCUCGCAGAUUGUUGGACAAUGGCCAUGACAAAUGAAAUUUCCGCGGAGGACUUUAUUUUAUGGAACCCUUCGCUCGAAAAGAAGUCAUCGCAUAGCAGUUCGUUAAUCCCGCUGGCAGCCUCAACUGGCAGCACCGGCUCGAGCUCGAGCAUUGCUUCAAACCCAUACAACUACCCUUGUACACUUCGAGCCAGCUCGUCCUACUGCGUGCAGCUCUCCAAUCCUUCCAGUACCGCGACAAGCGGGUCGCCAACCCCUUCGUCAGUUGCUGCAUCGGCCACUCAGACUCCUUCGAAGUCUACGAGGAGUGCUUAA
This is a messenger RNA of Penicillium argentinense, 1056 nucleotides long. RefSeq names its product LysM peptidoglycan-binding domain-containing protein. The coding region runs from base 1 to 1056 and encodes 351 amino acids. Lineage: Eukaryota; Fungi; Ascomycota; Eurotiomycetes; Eurotiales; Aspergillaceae. The transcript is spliced from 7 exons. The record is from RefSeq and is a predicted model, not a curated record.